Didymodactylos carnosus is the source of this 302-nucleotide messenger RNA. NCBI's taxonomy places the organism in Eukaryota, Metazoa, Rotifera, Eurotatoria, Philodinida, Philodinidae. The record is from the annotation of a GenBank genome assembly.
AACCAUUACUAUUAAAUUUGCCUGCACGCUUUCCUAUUAUACAUGAUCAAGCAGAAAUGAAUUGUUUUGCAAAAUCAAAAAUUCCGCAAUAUAUUAAUUAUUAUCUGGAUGAAAAUGAAGGUUCUUAUCAAUGGACAGAUAGUACCUCAUUAUAUCCAAAUUGGGCUGGAAUUGCUUAUGGUGACUGUUUAGCGGUGUCAAUAAAUGACUAUUUCGGUGGAACAAUUCAAUCAUUUUUAUGCGAUUGGGGUGAUAGCAUAAGCGAAUGCCGGGUCUUUAUCUGUGACUACGGUGCCAUCUAA